Molecule: messenger RNA, 435 nt
Organism: Giardia duodenalis
Lineage: Eukaryota; Fornicata; Diplomonadida; Hexamitidae
Exons: 1
Coding region: 1-435 (144 amino acids)
Source: RefSeq, a predicted model, not a curated record
AUGAAUCGAGGAGGCACUCAGACCCUCGUGAUAUCGCGGUCUCAAUCUCCACAGGAUCUAGGGUCUGCUGCUGACGAAUAUCUGGCCCCGUCACCAACCCACCACCUGAACGCUCUGCAAAACCACACGAUGUCAACCCAUUCCACAUUUACUGCAGAACCAUCAGAGACAUCAUCCCGUUUUCCCGGACAGCCGAGUACACUAACAAAGGAUGAAGAGCUGGGAGAACCCGAGGCAACGCCCACGGCAACAGAGAUCAGUACAGUGGAUACGGGAUUGACGACAACCUCUGCACACGUCAUUCAAGAGUUACUGCAGCGGAUAGCCAUCUUGGAGAAUGAGGUUCUAACCCCUGAGACUUUAUCUAAACUAAUAGAUAAUAAGGAUACCGUGCUAUCUCUCAUACGUAGAACAAGGCUAACAGGCACAAUGUAA